This is a messenger RNA of Gossypium raimondii (Peruvian cotton), 1615 nucleotides long. RefSeq names its product mitogen-activated protein kinase 3. Gene Ontology annotation, cellular component: nucleus; cytoplasm. The coding region runs from base 106 to 1236 and encodes 376 amino acids. Gene Ontology annotation, biological process: protein phosphorylation; intracellular signal transduction. The transcript is spliced from 6 exons. Gene Ontology annotation, molecular function: ATP binding; MAP kinase activity. The record is from RefSeq and is a predicted model, not a curated record. NCBI's taxonomy places the organism in Eukaryota, Viridiplantae, Streptophyta, Magnoliopsida, Malvales, Malvaceae.
UCAUUAACUUUUCUUCUCUCUCUUUUCUUUUUAAUUUAUAAAAAGCCCUUGCGUUUCUUUCAAUUCCUCAACACAUUAAAAAAAAGCAAGUCAACAGAAUACAAAAUGGCCAACGUUGCUCCGGGAAAUGCCGGCGGUCACUUCGGAGAUUUUCCGGCGUUUCAUACCUACGGCGGUCAAUUUAUUCAGUACAGUAUUUUUGGAAACUUAUUUGAGAUCACGUCUAAAUAUCGGCCUCCCAUCAUGCCAAUCGGUCGUGGAGCCUACGGCAUCGUCUGCUCGGUGUUGAAUUCGGAGACGAAUGAAAUGGUAGCGGUAAAGAAAAUCGCCAACGCUUUCGAUAAUCACAUGGACGCUAAGCGUACGCUUCGUGAAAUUAAGCUCCUCCGACAUUUGGAUCACGAGAAUGUUAUCGCAAUUAGAGAUGUCAUUCCUCCGCCUUUGCGGAGAGAUUUUACUGAUGUCUACAUUGCCUUGGAGCUCAUGGAUACCGAUCUUCACCAAAUAAUUCGCUCCAAUCAGAGUUUAUCUGAGGAGCAUUGUCAGUAUUUCUUAUAUCAGCUUCUUCGAGGACUCAAGUACAUUCAUUCUGCAAAUGUGAUUCAUAGAGAUUUGAAACCCAGCAACCUCUUGCUGAAUGCUAAUUGUGAUCUUAAGAUUUGUGACUUUGGUCUCGCUCGACCUGCCUCCGAGAAUGAGUUUAUGACGGAAUAUGUUGUCACGAGAUGGUAUAGGGCACCAGAGAUAUUGCUGAACUCUUCGGACUACACGGCCGCCAUAGAUGUGUGGUCUGUUGGUUGCAUUUUUAUGGAGCUCAUGAAUAGAAAACCUUUGUUUCCUGGAAAUGAUCAUGUACAUCAAAUGCGUUUGUUGACAGAGCUGCUUGGCACACCAACUGAAUCUGAUCUUGGGUUUCUUCAAAAUGAGGACGCGAGAAGAUACAUCAGGCAGCUACCUGCAUACCCUCGUCAACAGCUAGCUAAUGUUUACCCACAUGUUAAUCGGUUGGCUCUUGAUCUGAUUGAUAGAAUGUUGACAUUUGAUCCAACGAGAAGAAUUACUGUUGAAGAAGCAUUGGCCCAUCCUUAUCUUGAAAGGUUACACGACAUAGCUGAUGAACCAGUGUGCCCUGAGCCAUUUAAUUUCGAUUUUGAGCAGCAACCAUUGGGAGAAGAGCAGAUGAAGGACAUGAUUUACCGGGAAGCCUUAGCUCUGAAUCCAGAUUAUGCUCGAUAACAAAAUAGAGUUAUCUUCUAAGUGCGCCAGUCCAAGUAAUCUUUGAUGUAAGACUGUGGUGGCUGAUGAUACAUACCGACCAGAAUAUGCCAAUGGGUUGCCCGCCUUGAUUUUAGCUUUCACGAGGUCAGUCCCUUGCAAGCCACAAGACUCUGUGCUUUCGCCAUUUCUGAUGUGUUGAUAUGUUAUUUCUUUGACCUUGAUUUUCUGAAUGUCUCACAUGUAUUAUUAUUAUUAUUAUUAUUAUUAUUAUUACUAUUAUUAUUUUCUGAUUGACUGUAACACGGGAAAAAGAUCAAUCCUGCUGUAAGAAAUAUAAAGUGGAAGUUUACAUUAUUUUGUAUAAAUUUGUCAAUCAAAUAGUAUUUUGUAUUUCAAA